AUGAAGUCCAUUGCGGUUUCCCUAGUGAUUGUCGCCAAGCGUGUUCCUUCUCCGCGCUGCGUUCCGCGUUCCGCGCGACUCUGGCCCGUGGCACUCCGCGUCCACCCCGCCUUGCCCCCGGGAACGCGCCCCUUGGCGAGCGUUACAGUAACGAGCGAACGUAAUAGAAUACCCUUGCCUCGCGCGGGCCUACUCUCCUCCGCCCACUCGCUAGCCGCCGCUUCCCCCUUCCGCACCGACUGCUGCGCCGCUCCGCCAAGCGCAGCGCGCGCUCCCCCCGGCAGGCGGAGGGCUUGGCGCGCAGCGGCUGCAGGGGGCGCGGGCGAGGCGGAUGCGGGGACGGCGCCGCUGGUGACCACUGCGGGCGAUGGCGCAGUGAGGGCGGUGUCUGCAACACGCUUCGGUCUCUUCCGCUCACCUGUGUCAUGCGGUGUAGAGAGCGCCACCAGCGCCCACGGGCUGCCAGUGGCGCUCUCAAGUGUUGCAGCGUCGAUCUUUCCCCACACCCUCCCCUUUCAGUGUUUGCAACACGGUCAGGCCUUUUCCGCUCGCCAGUAUGCGGGGGGGGUAGAGAGCGCAACGAGCGCCCACGGGCUGCCAGCCCCAGCAGUGGCAGUGCGCAAUCUGGUGGAGCAGGCGCAGUACGCACAGCGCAGCUCUGCUCCAUCAUGCCCCACUCGCACCACCGCCGCACGGGGUAUCCCCCGGGGUCACUUGUUGCGGGCAUGGAAUGGGAAAGUGGGUAAGCGGGAAGGGGGGAGAGAGAGGGGGGGGGUGGGAGGGGAGGUGGGGAAGGGGGAGGGGUGGGUGAGCGAGGUUGGAGCGGGGGUGGGAGUGAAUGUGCACGGGGAACGAGCGAGGAAGUGGACUCCCUCCAUUUACAUCCCCUCAUUUCACUGCCAUUCCCCCCUCUUCGUACUAGUCCAACCGCUUCAAUGCUUCCUCCGCAAGUGCUCUGCAGUGCCCCUUCUCUCUCCUGCCCUCCAACCAACUCCCCUAGACAACUCCCACCUCCUUCACCACCUGCACUUUUCCAACUGCUCCACAAUUCUGCCCUCGUGCCCAUGCACUCGGCUCUUCCCUCUCGCUCACAGGUCCCCUCGCGAGGUUGACUGCCACGUGUACCCGUGCCCCCCACUGUGCGUGCCCCCCACUGUGCCCGUGCCCCCCACUGUGCGUGCCCCCCACUGUGCGCAAGGCGGCCAAGGGUGGGGAGGCCCCAUCGCCGCCAUCCAACGCUUCGAUGCCCCCGUCGGGUCAGUGCCCCCGCCGUCCACCCUACGCGCUCCUGCUGCUGCCCCGCUCGCUCAUUACUUCACUCAGCUCAUGCUGCUGCACGCUCUCUUACCACCCCUCAAACCGCAUGUGCUCCAAAGAUCCCUGCCACGCCUUCACCUUCCCCCUUUUUCCUCUCUCUCUCUCUUCCUCUCCCCUCCUCUUCCUUCCCCUCCACUCCCCUCCAUUAUCCCUCUCAUCUCAACCCCCCUCUCCCCCCACCAGGCGAUGGAGAUAGAGAACGGGGUGUUCCUGGGGCCGGUGGGCUACCUCACCUUGCAGGGCCCCAUGGGCUUCACUGCUCGCCGCCUCGCCUUCACCUUCCACACACUCACCCUCAACCUCGGCCCGCUGCCGCCCUUCCAGGUCAGCCUGCCGUCCUUCCAGGUCAGCAUGCCGCCCUUCCAUACCAGCCUGCCGCCCCUCCAGAUCAGCAUGCCACCCUUCCAGGUCACCUGCGUCUUCCAGGUCAGCCAGCCGCCCUUCCAGGUCAGCCUACGCCCUUCCAGUCCUCCCCUUUCCCAUGGCACACGCUUCUCCUCCUCGGCCACAUGGCAGGGGGAGAUAGGCGGCGAGGAGGACAAGGGGAGGGUGCAAGGGGAGGGCAAGGCGGGCAGCAGGGACCCGUUCUUCACCUGGUUCUACGUAGACGAUUGCAUCGCUGCUGCCAGGGGCAGAGGCGGCGGUGCUGCUUCAGUCGGGCAACUUCAGUCGGUCGGGCAACUUCAGUCGGUCAACUUCAGUCGGUCGGGCAACUCUUUCCUCCCCUCCUUCAGUGUCCGCCACGCGUUCAGGUCUCUUGCGCUCACCUGUCUCAAGGGGAGUGGAGAGCGCAUCAGCGCCCACGGGCUGCCGGCCCAGCGCUGUGGUAGCAAGCAGUGCGCAGCCUGGUGGAGCGGGCGCAGCACGCGCAGCGCAGCUCUUCUCCAUCAUGCCCCGCUCGCACCACCUCCGCAAAAGACCUCGUGUUCCUGCUCUCCCCUCUCGGCAUGCACUCGCGCAACCUCCACUCGGACCCGGGGUGGAGCGGCCUUGCCAAUGCCCGCACCACCAUUUUUGGAGACCUCUGCUCCUGCCGGCCAGCCAGCAGGUAACUUGCUACUUGAUGCCAGGUACCAGGCACAGCACACGGGGUGGAACGAGCAGCAGCAGCAGCAGCAGCGGCAGCAGCAGCAGCAGCAGCAGCAGCAGCAGCAGCAGCAGCAGCAGCAGCAGCAGCAGCAGCAGCAGCAGCAGCAGCAGCAGCAGCAGCACCAGCACCAGCACCAGCACCGUGGUGGUGCAGAUUCGGGGGUGGAGCGGCCUUGCCAACGCACGUGCCACCAUCUUUGGAGUUCUCUACCCCCCCCCCGCCUCCGCCCAGCCAGCAGGUGCGAUUUCCACUCCUGCCGUGCCGCCCAGAUAGCUGCCCAUCAUUCCCUCCUCUCCUCCAACCCACCCCGCAUCGGAGUGGGCGCAUGGCUUCUAUCUAUGCGCCAGGACGGGGCAGCGCAGCAGCACACAUCUGCUCUCCUAGCUGCUCUCCGUGAGAGUGAGACUGGUCCCCCCCCACGAGACCGGUCCCCACGAGACCGGUCUAAUGUCUAUUCACCCAUCCACCUUUCAACCCGCCCAUUCAACCAUUCACCCGCCACCAACCCACCCAUUCACCCACCAAACCACCCACCCAUUCACCCUCCCACCCACCCACCCACUCACCCUCCCACCCACCCACCCACCUAUCCACCUAUUCACCCAUCCACCCAUCAAGCCACCUAUUCACCCGCCAUUCACCCACCCAUCCACCCAUCCACCCAUCCACCCACUCAUCCACCCAUCCACCCACCCAUCCACCCGUCCACCCAUCCACCCAUUCGCCCAUCCACCCAUUCACCCAUCCACACUUCUACCCACCCGCCCACCUCUCCACCCACCCGCCCACCAACCCACCCACCCACUCGUCCCCCCAUCCACCCACCCAACAAUUCACCCACCCACGAGACCACCCACCUGCCCACCCGACGUGCCCGCCCACCUGCCCACCCGGCCAUCCACCCCUAG
Closterium sp. Naga37s-1 is the source of this 3315-nucleotide messenger RNA. Lineage: Eukaryota; Viridiplantae; Streptophyta; Zygnematophyceae; Desmidiales; Closteriaceae. The record is from the annotation of a GenBank genome assembly.